This is a messenger RNA of Stylophora pistillata, 1940 nucleotides long. RefSeq names its product thymus-specific serine protease. Gene Ontology annotation, molecular function: dipeptidyl-peptidase activity; serine-type exopeptidase activity. Gene Ontology annotation, biological process: proteolysis. Gene Ontology annotation, cellular component: lysosome; endosome. The record is from RefSeq and is a predicted model, not a curated record. Lineage: Eukaryota; Metazoa; Cnidaria; Anthozoa; Scleractinia; Pocilloporidae.
UCUGAACGUCAAGCCACGGGGCAUCUGAAGACAAUUUAAUUUCAUGGUAAUCGGAAUUGUAUAUCACUGCCAUGGAGAGGUUUUUAAUCCAGUGGCUCUUGCUGUUGGCGGUUAUUUCUCAUACCUCAUGUUUCCAAACCGAAAUAUCUUACAAGAUCCGCGAGUAUGUGCGUGAACAUCAAUAUUUGGUGUAUGCGCGACACGAUCCAAUCGAAGAAUACACUUUGGAGCAGCCACUGGAUCACUUUGAGCCGUCACAGAAGACAUUAAAACAACGUUACUGGGUAAAUGCCAAUUAUUGGAGAAAGGAAGAUGGGCCAGUUUUCUUAUACAUCGGAGGAGAAGCAGAAAUAUCUGGAGCUGCUAUAGACUAUGGAAAUAUUGUGGCACUGGCAGAGCAAUAUAGUGGCCUACUCUUUGCGGUGGAGCAUCGUUACUAUGGUCUAAGUACUUUUGAAGACUAUUUGGAAACUGAGAACCUCAAAUAUCUUUCAAGUCAGCAAGCAUUGGCAGACUUGGCCGAGUUUUGUGUCUUUGCCCAGAAGACGUACAAACUCACAGAUCAGAAUCAGUGGGUUGCAUAUGGCGGUUCCUACCCGGGAAAUCUAGCCGCUUGGUUCAGACUGAAGUAUCCUCAUCUUGUGAAGGCAGCGGUUGCGUCAUCAGCGCCUGUGCAGGCCAAGACAGAUUUUCAAGAUUACAAAAACGUUGCUGCCGCAAGUUUCGCGUCCCCACUUGUUGGUGGGUCCAUGCAAUGUCAGAAAAAUAUAAUGGAAGCCUUCGCCUAUGUGAACCAGCUGAUCGCCCAGAAGGAUUUCACGACUUUAGAGCGUGACUUCUUGUCAUGCAAUGAUAUUUCACAGCCGAAUGACACUUGGCUCUUUGUCGAGAAUAUUGGUAACUUUUUGGACGGAAUUGUGCAGUACAAUUCUCAGGCUCCGGCUGGCUUCAGCAUAGCAUAUGUGUGUCAAACUAUGACAAAUGCAUCCCUCACUCCUUACCAAAGUCUUGGCUAUUUGAUACGCUACUAUCUGGAUCAUUUGAGACUUCCCUGCGUGAAUAAUAACUACACAGCAUACUUGGAAAUAUUCAAGAACACAACCCAAGACCCUACGGGCUCUUCGAUGAUUCGCCAGUGGAUCUAUCAGACUUGCACUCAGUUCGGAUACUAUCAAACAUGUGAGAAAAAUACAAGCUGUAUUUACUCGAAAGUCCCACACGACCUUGAAUACGACCUGGAUAUUUGUUUUGAGGCCUAUGACAUUCCCGCUCAGGACGUGUAUGAAAGAGUAGCAUUUACAAACGCUUACUACGGAGGAAAAACGCCUAAAGGCUCAAAGAUUGUGUUUGUAAAUGGAUCUAUAGACCCCUGGCAUGCAUUAAGUGUUCUAACGAACCAAAGUGCAUCUGAAGUGGCUAUUUUUAUCCCCGGCACUUCCCACUGUGCUAACAUGCUUCCUGAUUCACCCGAUGAUCCACCCGCCUUGUGUGAGGCUAGAAAGCAAGUUGCAGCACUUAUCGGCGAGUGGUUGGAAGCUAGCCGAUCUUCUUUGGAUAUAUCACAUUAAGCCAGCUGAUAUCCUUCAUCUCCUGAUACAUGGAUAGAGCUGCUGAUUAUGAUUUUGUAUCUAUGAGAGUUAGAAGUAUGGUCCGUAGAGUCUUAGGCUGAUCUCAGUUUGCGGCUUUCCAUUGUUCUCACACCUUUGGCAGGAAUUUAGGCAAGAUAAUUUGGUUUGCGGCUUUCCAUUGUUCUUACACCUUUAACAGGAAUUGGCAAGAUAAUUUGGUUUCAGCAACUGAGUUGACAAUGUAAACUCGCCACCAUGACGAGAUACUAAAGCUGAUAUUUCUGGUGUUCGGCGAGUGGUUGGAAGCCCUCGGGGAGCAGGGUUGGCGUAGUGGUGAGAGCGCUCGCCUUCACCAAUGUGUCCCGGGUUCGA